Molecule: messenger RNA, 924 nt
Organism: Trichomonas vaginalis G3
Lineage: Eukaryota; Parabasalia; Trichomonadida; Trichomonadidae
Product: protein of unknown function, DUF4106 family
Exons: 1
Coding region: 1-924 (307 amino acids)
Source: RefSeq, a predicted model, not a curated record
AUGAAACAUUUAUUUGAAGAAGUAGAUGAAAAAAUGAAUGAAAAAUCUGAUAAACUCAAUAGUUCAUUAAUUCUUCCCUUCAGUAAGGAUUAUCAGUUCUGUUCAAACGGUGUGUAUUUCUAUUGCGGAAAAAUGGGUUCGGGAAAGACUUUUAAUUUAAUACGUCAUAUUUUAAUUACUGAACGGUUAGGCUCUGAACACGCUAAAGGCGUGUUGAGCUCCGAAGGAGCGAAUUCAUAUUAUGACCAAAUCAUUAUAUCAGCAACUUCAGAUUCAAUGGAUUCAACAGCGAAGACGUUUAUGAGUAAAGUUCAGGCAUCAGUAAUUAAAGUUCCAGAUAGCGAAUUAAUUUCUUUUCUUCAACGUUAUAUAAGAAGAAAGAAGAAAUAUUAUGCAAUAGUUGAAUUUAUACAAUCAGGAAUGCAAAAGACCUCGGAAGAAAUGGAAAGAAUUAUUGAUAAACAUCAUUUGAGACAGCAGGAUGGUACGUAUGAUAUGAAACGAUUGACAAACUACAUUCUCUCAAAACUUUCAAAAUAUCCUUUUAAAAAAUAUCCAUCAAACACUUUAUUAGUUUGUGAUGAUUUCGCUGGUAAAGGUUUAGUUUCAAAACCAGAUUCACCAUUAGCUAAUUUAAUUACUAAAGUCAGACAUUAUCACAUGACUGUAGCAAUACUAAUGCAGACGUGGAGGUUUUUAGCUUUAAACAUUAAACGUCUCAUUACUGAUUUCGUUAUAUUUCAAGGUUUCUCAAAAUACGAUAUAGAAUUAAUUUGGAAGCAAUCAGGUAUAACAUUACCUUUUGAUGAAAUCUGGGAUGCUUAUAAAUCACUCAUUUCACCACGUUCAUAUUUAGAAAUUCAUAUAAUGACUAAUACAAUUAAUGUUAAAAAUAUACCUUGGGAAAGACCAACAUUAUUUUAA